UUUCAAAAUUGACACGCAACAAAAUGCUCAUUUUAAUGUAAACUUUGAUAAGUAGUGUUAGUUUAUGUUCAAACGCAAUGAUAAAUAAAAUCGUAAGGAUGAGAAUUACACGUGGCGAAUGGAUUAACAACGAUAACUUUCCCAUUUCUAUUGCUUGUGAAGAUAAUUUCCCGCUUUUACUUAUCCUGUCUUCCUAGAAAACGGAUGCCGGACACGUGGUGGAAAAUGUCAGAAUGCACCAAACCACGACACCAAAAUUCCAGUCACCACCAUCCCUUCUGCCGCCUAGCGGCUUCCGCAUGAACGCUCCGCUACACUCCCCUCCCCUCCCCUCUGCCACUCUGACACGCUCAACGCCGUUGCAACACCAUUGCAACACCGUUUAAUUAUUAUUAUUAAACCCACUGCUUUUUAUGCUGUCGGUGAAAGGUCGAAGCGGCUAUUGCCAUUGCUUAACGAAGAAGCUUUUUUAAUUAGGAGAGAAUAAAAUAAAAUAAAAAAAACACUUUCUUGAGUUUGUUGUUUUCUCUUUGUUUGGAUCAAAUUCAAAUUUAAAUUCAAAUUUCCUCUCUCUCAAAUGAUAGAUUUUCCUUUUAUUUUUAUGCUUCUAAGAUCUUAACAUAAAAAUGCUGCAAAAAGAAGCUUCUUCAAGACCUCGAAGCUCCGCUUAUCUCAACGCGCUCUCACAAGAAAUAGAGAAGAGGCUUCACCGGGCAUUAGCGUCUUCAUCUGAGAGCCGCAACUUAUUACAAGAAUUAUUUGCAGAUAUAGCUUUGGAAGUCGAUGAUCGAGCCAAAGAUAUAAUUCGAAGUAAAGAAGAAGUAAUAUCUCCUUCAGAGUACGGUAUUAAUGGCCGAUUAUGCUUUUAUGAUGUUCUUGCUGAUUAUUAUGUUCAAGUGCCUGAGAGUGGAAAGCCUAUCCUUGAUUUGAUUGUUCAACUGUGGAGCCAGCUAUUUGCAUCUCACAUUUUCGCCCUUUUAUUCCACAAAUGUGGCGCAACAAAUGUUUUCUGGAUUGAUGUCCAAUCAAAUACAAGGCCUUUCCAAUCUCUCUUUCAGUACCUUCUCGAUGAAGUUGCAUUGGACUCAACACGGUUAAAUAAAAUUCCAUUACAGAUAUGUAACAUGGAGUUCUGGAUCUUUGUAUAUUUACGGUUUUGUCAUCUCCAAUUUGUAAUUUUCAGGCCCAGCGAGAUCUUUACCUUUUACUUUCAAGUCGAAAAACUAGAAAGCUUCUUGAAGCAGUGUCCCGAAUUUCCAAAUGCUUUCCUGGUCGUUGGACCUGCAGAUAUACUUGUUAUUGAACUAGCAGACCAGCUUCAAAAAUUAAAAGUGGAGCCAGUCCUACUCCAUUAUCUUUCGCAAAUUAAGGUUCUCCAGGGGAUGGAACUGAGCAUGGCCACGAGUACGAGAUUAAAGACCUGUUUGUAUAGCUUUACCUCUCCUGGUGGUCCAAUGUAUCCUACAAGAGCUGUGCGUUAUGCAGCUUGGGAGGCCUUAGAUUUGCUUUUUCCUGUUGGACGUUACCCUCGACAUCUUAUAAGUUUGUUCUUUAGACUAUUAUAUCCCUGGUAUUGGCCAUCUUCGUGUUGGAACUUUAUAGUGUCUUGCAUAAAGGCUGUGUUUUAUUUCUUGUUGACGUUGAUCUUUUCUCGUCGGGGGAAAAGCUUAGAGAGCCAAAAAGGGCCUAACCAUCGCUCCCAAAGAAGAUCCGGGUAAUAAUUUAUGCGCAUUGAACUUUAUAUGAUUACUUGUAUUAUAAUAUGUUUUCUUUAACCUCUUUUUUUUUUCUUCUGUGGGCUGAUGUACCUGUUGGCCAUCUGCUAAGUGCAACAAUCAUUUGUGAUAGAGAAAGGUCUCAUUACUUCUUUGAUACGUUAACAUGCAUGAAUCUAGGCAUUAGACACCCACAGAUAAGAAGAAGCCGUUAGGUACUGGUGAAUUAGGGAAAGAGAUCGUAAUUCCAAAAUCAGAUAUGCCUUAAAUCCUAGACCAAGUUACUUGCCCAAGACCAAAUGCCUGAAUGUGCUUGGAAUUUUUAAACCUAAACCCAAUAAUGGAUCAAGAUUAUUAUUUUCUAAAAGAUCUGAUAAAUAUUUUUUUAAAAUUUGAUUUUAGAAACUUAUUUUUCAAAAACUAACUAGUAAUUUAACUUAAAUUCUAAUUUUAAAGUCACGGGAACUCGUUUAUCAAAGGCAGACUUAUAAAGCAAGGCCCAAACCUAGACCAUGGGUUGACGUAUGAAAGGUGAGACUUGGAUCUCAGAUGUUUGGGUCUAGCCCAAAUCCGAUCAUAUUGGCGGUUUAUUCUUAAGUCAUGGGCUGACCUUAGUAGGCCCAAGCUCAGCUCUAUAAUAUUAAGGCUCAUCCCAAAUCUAAACCCCUUGUACCACACUAUAUAUCCAAGACCAUUAACUAGGCCCAACUAAGGCCAGCUUUUACAGAUAAUAAAACAUAAGCCAGGCCGGACCUAGAAGUAAAUUUUGUAGCUUUCAGGACUUAUUCGACUUUCCCUAAUUUAGUGGGCCAGAAUUACAUCGUUUUAAAACAUGAUUAUAAAUAACUUUUCGAACACUAUUAUGUAAAUGAUAUAUUAAUAAACGAUGUAUUGAUACUCGUAAAUUAUUCAAAUUUAAU
Molecule: messenger RNA, 2635 nt
Organism: Durio zibethinus
Lineage: Eukaryota; Viridiplantae; Streptophyta; Magnoliopsida; Malvales; Malvaceae
Source: RefSeq, a predicted model, not a curated record